AACAUGCCACGUCAUAAUAUCUGUUGAAAGAGGGCAUCACGAUAGGUUCUCAAGCUACGCAACUCCCAUACGCGACUAGCCGGACUAGCGAAUCUUUCAUACUAUAUAUUCAGUCAAUGUUUAUGUGAAUGAAUGUUUCGUGUAUCAAUGACAUUAUGACAUAUAUAUCUAUUAAAUUGUUGAAAAUAUCUGAUCACUCACUAUGACGAACCAGAGAAGUAAUAAUCUUAAAAAUAUAUUGUAUAUUAUACAUGAAUCAAAAAAUAAACACUGGACAAAUAUGAAUAUACAAGGUUAAAUAAUUGUGAAGUGAGAAUGAAAAUUUAUGUAUAUAUAUAGUAUGCAUAUAUAAAAUUUCAUAAUAAAUAUACAAAACGAAAUAACUCAAAUAAAUCUCUUUAAAAAAAGAGAAAAAAAAAUAUAUCUUUCAUGUAUAAUUUUUAAAAUUAUCUGACAUGAUUGAUAUAGACAUAGACAUGUUUUAUAUUAUACCUCCAAAUGGAGAAAUACCUUUUCAUAUUUUGGAAGAUUGCAUUCUAACUAGAUUAGAUUAUUUACGACAUCUAUAUGAAGGAUCUGUCAAUAAAUUUGAUGGAAACUUUGAAUAUUUAUUAGAAAAUUCUGCUCAUGAUAAAAUUGGACAUUUUGUAUUACGGUUAUUAGCUUGUGCAUCAUCAGAUUUACAUUUAUACUGGAUAACGAAAGAAUCAUUAUUAUUUAGACAUAGAUUAGAUAAUAUAUUACCUAGACAACUAUAUAGAUUAUUGAAACAAAUUAUAUGGAAGAUGCAAAUAUUUAAAAAUGAGAAGACUGCAACUGAAAUAACUCUGAUUGAGUUAUGCAAAUUCUAUUUACAACCCUUAAUUUUUAAACAUCUAGUAUCAAAUUGUCAUGAUUGCACUGACUUUCAAUAUGAAAUAAGAUUUGAAUUGGUUCCAAACUUAGUGAAAGAAAGAGAAUUAAUUAUUAAAAAUGGAAAUGUUAUUACAUAUUGUUCAAACUGGAAAAAAGUACUUCAAUCCUUAUUUUGUAAUUAUGUAAUUAAUGAAGUGAGUAUCAUGAAGAAACAAGCACUACAAACUAUAAAACAUGAUCUUAGAUUUCACAUUUUAAAUCAAAAAGUUCAAUCGUAUCUUUUCAAGAAAAAUAUUGCUCAUGGAAAUAUAACUAUUGAUAACAUAGAUGUAAAAGCACAAAAAUUUCCCUUAUGUAUGCAACAUUUACAUACUGUGUUAAGAAACAGACAUCGUCUUAGUCAUUAUGCUCGCUUAUACUAUAGCCUUUUUCUAAAAGAAAUUGGAAUGGAAUUAGAAGAUUCAAUCAUUUUUUGGAAGCAAGAAUAUUCCAAGCCACAUACUUGUUCUUCAGUAUGUUCACAUAAUUGGCAAUCAAAUGAAAAAAAAUUCAUAUAUAGCAUUAGACAUAUGUAUGGCUUAGAAGGAUCUCGAAGAAAUUAUAAGACACCUGAUUGUAAUUUAAUUUGUGGUGGUAUUAGUAGUGCAAUGUACGAAGGUGGUUGUCCUUUUAAAGAUUUUAAUAUGGAUACACUCAAAAAUCUUUUACACAUUUCAUUAACUGAAGAUGAAACAGACAGACUUAUAAGUAACAUAUCUAAUAAAAGACCAGAAGUUCUUUGCAGCGCUUUUUUGAGACUUUUAUGCAAAGAUAAUAUUGACAAUGUCAUUAAAAGUCCGGUAGAAUAUUAUCACAGGAUGAAUGAUUAAAUAU
This is a messenger RNA of Cataglyphis hispanica, 1728 nucleotides long. RefSeq lists its product as uncharacterized. Bases 456 to 1724 code for a protein of 422 amino acids. The transcript has 6 exons. Gene Ontology annotation, cellular component: alpha DNA polymerase:primase complex. Gene Ontology annotation, biological process: DNA replication, synthesis of primer. Lineage: Eukaryota; Metazoa; Arthropoda; Insecta; Hymenoptera; Formicidae. The record is from RefSeq and is a predicted model, not a curated record.